This is a messenger RNA of Cercospora beticola, 1895 nucleotides long. RefSeq lists its product as uncharacterized. Gene Ontology annotation, molecular function: prenylcysteine oxidase activity. Lineage: Eukaryota; Fungi; Ascomycota; Dothideomycetes; Mycosphaerellales; Mycosphaerellaceae. Gene Ontology annotation, biological process: prenylcysteine catabolic process; prenylated protein catabolic process. The record is from RefSeq and is a predicted model, not a curated record.
CGAUCUUAGACAACGAAGGACGCGUUUUUGCGCGCGGAUAAUGUGAACGCCAGAAGUCGAAGCCUGUACAGGCAGUUGACUUGAAACUAUCCGGAACUGUGCCUAAGCAUUAGGCUAGUCAUCGCAAUGAAGCUCUCCGUCUCGGCGUAUGGCCUCUGGGCAUUCAGCUUCGUCGCGGCUCAGCGUGUACAGCAGCCACUUCAGCAGGAAACUGUCUCUGGCAAGCCGGUUCAAGUAGCCAUCAUCGGCGCCGGCGCAGCAGGCUCAUCCGCCGCUUACCAUCUCUCUCAAUACGCCCACAAUGCCUCUCUUCCCAUCAACAUCACCAUCUUCGAGUCCAACUCCUACAUUGGCGGCCGCAGCACCACCGUGACAGCGUACAACCUCACGACAACCGAGCUCGAUGCCCUCUCCUCUCCACACCACUACUCCACCGAACUCGGCGCCUCAAUCUUCGUUGCCGUUAACCACAUCCUCGUCAACGCUGUGGAAACCUUCAACCUCAGCACCUCUGAUGACGACCUCGACAACCCGAAAGGCCACCUCGGCCAAGAAGUCGGAAUUUGGGACGGCAACACCUUCGUCCUCCAACUCGACACAUCUCUCUUCAACGGCUACUGGACCAUCGCCAAACUUCUCUUCCGCUAUGGCCUCGCUCCCAUCCGGACGUACAGGUUGACAAAAUCCGUCAUAUCCAAGUUUCUCAAAAUAUACGACGCUCCCAUCUUUCCGUUCGAAUCUCUUACGGCCGCGGCGCAAAGUGUGGGGCUGUCAGCUGUGACAGCUGCGACGGGGGAGCAAUACCUACGAGAGAAUGGCAUAUCGGCGGCAUUCGCGAGGGAGGUGGUACAGGCGAGCACGAGGGUGAAUUAUGCGCAGAAUCUGGAGUACAUUCAUGGAUUGGAAGCUAUGGUCUGUAUGGCGACCGAAGGAGGUGCCAUGAGAGUGCAAGGUGGGAAUUGGAGAAUAUUCGAGGAGAUGGUGAAAGCCAGUGAGGCCCAUGUGAGGUUGGGGGAGAGGGUGAGUUCUGUCACAGAGAAGAGAGACGAGAAAUAUAUGAUAUCGGUCAUCGACGGGGAUGCGGGCGAAGAGCAACAGCUGUUGCAGGAGGAGAGAGAUGAUGGAACAGCGUUUGAUCACGUCGUGGUUGCUUCUCCGUGGCAGUAUGCGGACAUCGAUUUUGGGGUGUUCCCCGAAUUCCGCCUGCCGGACAAGAUCCCCUACGUGCGACUGCACGUUACGCUGUUCACAAGCCCUCACCUGCUUGACCCGGAAUACUUCAAUUUACCGAAAGACCAAGCCGUUCCCCAAGCCAUCCUCACGACUCUUCCGGACGGCGAACCCGCCCAUACUGGUCCGGAGGGCGUUGGCCACUCUGCCUUCUUUGCCAUUUCCCUCUUACGUCCACUCACAAACCCCAAAACUGGAAGAGAGGAAUACUUAUACAAGAUCUUCUCGCCAAAGAGAAUAUCAGAUGAAUAUCUCUCAGAGAUCCUCGACACGGAGCAUAGUACCGACAAUGGUAGCGCGGAAGCUCCAUUCGGUAACAAGGAGAAUGUAACUUGGAUCUAUCGCAAGAUCUGGAACUCGUAUCCUUACGAGACGCCACGCGUGGCGUUCGAGGACGUACAGCUGUCGAGGAAUGUCUGGUAUACUGGAGGCAUGGACAAUUUCAUCAGUACGAUGGAGACGAAUGCUUUGAUGGGGAAGAAUGUCGCGAAGUUGAUUGUUGAUGCUGAACAGAGUAAAGCCGAGAGAAGGAUGGGCAUGCAAAUGGAGGAGGACAUGAAAGCAAGGAAGCAGGAUUUGUGAGGUCGAUGGAUGUGGUGACGCUGGGCAUAUGAUUUACGAAUUACAUGAUAGAAUGGGUAUCAAUGGAAUUGAUUGCACGAGAG